AUGAAGGGAAAACCAGCUGCCCGGCUCAGACCUUACGUCCUGCAGAAGACACUCCUGGGCAUGACCCCACGGGAUCUCAGCGAGGACGUCUCAAACAUGAAGCACCAGUCACCGGGCCUGCACGGAGACUCUAUGGACAGUGAGAAACUCACAACCAAGGACCCACUAAGCAGAGACGAGAUGGAAAACCCACCAGAAAGAGUCUCCUGCCUACCCCUCCCCCCUCUCACCAGCUCCUCCCCAGAUGUCAGGCUGGACAGAAAGAGCUCCAGUCCCUCGACCUGCUGGCCCUGGCUUCCUCCAACCAUCAUCUCCAAGCAACUCCCGGUCUACAUCUGCCCAAUCUUUCCCGAGUACCCAGUUUUCCUGCCUCCCCCUUACCUAUUCACAUAUGGGGCCCUACCUUCAGCCCAAUGUCCGUACCUCUUCAUGCUGCCCCCAGACACCUCAUACCCCAUAGUGGCUGCAUCCAGCUUGCCUAUGACAGCCGAUGGAACUGGGCCCCAUAUCACCCAGGAGAAGCCCCUGCUGCUCUACUCAGGGGAUUUCCAGAGUGCUGGACACAGCCUAUACCCCCAGGUCAGGAGCCGGAGCUCUAGAGAUGCUUCAGCCUUCUCCCCAGGACGGGCUGGCGUGGCAGCUCCUGCAAAGCGGCCAGGCUCCCAGGCCGGUGUCGUAACCCUGCCCUACCCUCUGAAGAAAAAGAAUGGGAAAAUCCUAUACGAGUGCAAUGUGUGUGGCAAGAAUUUUGGGCAGCUCUCCAACCUCAAGGUCCACCUGCGUGUGCACAGUGGAGAGCGUCCAUUUCAGUGUGCCCUGUGUCAGAAGAGCUUCACCCAGCUGGCCCACCUACAGAAGCACCACCUGGUGCACACCGGGGAGCGGCCCCACCAGUGCCGGAUAUGCCACAAACGCUUCAGCAGCUCCAGCAACCUGAAGACCCACCUCCGCCUGCAUUCAGGUGCCCAACCCCUUCAGUGCAACGUCUGUUCCAGCGGCUUCGGCCCUUGUGUCCAUCUGAAGUUGCACCAUAGGCUGCAGGCUCCUCAGCCCUGUAGCCUGGCCCACCCCCACCUGCCCCUCACCCCUCUCACCUGUCUUGCCCAGUGGCACCGAGGAGCACUAGCUCUUGUGGAGGACUCAUCGGAGAAGAUGGGCUGGGAUGUGGACAAGCUCAAGGUGUCUUCAGUGUCCCCAGGAAAGCAAGGGUAG
Molecule: messenger RNA, 1212 nt
Organism: Microtus ochrogaster (prairie vole)
Lineage: Eukaryota; Metazoa; Chordata; Mammalia; Rodentia; Cricetidae
Gene: Znf683
Product: zinc finger protein 683
Exons: 5
Coding region: 1-1212 (403 amino acids)
Biological process (GO): cell fate commitment; regulation of transcription by RNA polymerase II
Cellular component (GO): cytoplasm; nucleus
Molecular function (GO): RNA polymerase II cis-regulatory region sequence-specific DNA binding; DNA-binding transcription factor activity
Source: RefSeq, a predicted model, not a curated record